AAGCGCACGAGCAGUCGAAUAUGUAUAAGGAUUUAUGCAAAUCAGCAGGAAUGCAUUGAAAGAUGAACAUGGCCGUCAGCCAUCAGCACUAGAGCAAUUAACAGCAUCCGACUCUCUUGAAAAUGGGAUACACGUAUUUGCUGCGGCCGCUAUUGGAAAGCUCGUAAACUCACUCGCUACGAAGAUGGUGCAUCUGUUGACCGCAAUAGGCCCUUGUAGAAAUAUGAGGUUGGCUCUCUACUGGCCAUCAUGCUUCGGAAUUUGACAUUCAAUGAGUUUAAUGCAGGUAUGGCAGUCGAGACUCAAGGAACUUCGACGUUUAGAACUCUCAGCAGGUUGGUUGCAGGAAGAAGCACCAUCAAACACGAAAAUUGGUCAAUGAUGGAGUAGUG
Aspergillus pseudotamarii is the source of this 392-nucleotide messenger RNA. RefSeq lists its product as uncharacterized. The transcript has a single exon. Lineage: Eukaryota; Fungi; Ascomycota; Eurotiomycetes; Eurotiales; Aspergillaceae. The coding region runs from base 35 to 265 and encodes 76 amino acids. The record is from RefSeq and is a predicted model, not a curated record.